Ceratosolen solmsi marchali is the source of this 1509-nucleotide messenger RNA. RefSeq names its product adenomatous polyposis coli protein-like. Gene Ontology annotation, cellular component: cytoplasmic microtubule; beta-catenin destruction complex; catenin complex. Gene Ontology annotation, molecular function: microtubule binding; gamma-catenin binding; beta-catenin binding. The coding region runs from base 53 to 1492 and encodes 479 amino acids. Gene Ontology annotation, biological process: nervous system development; pattern specification process; cell migration. Lineage: Eukaryota; Metazoa; Arthropoda; Insecta; Hymenoptera; Agaonidae. The record is from RefSeq and is a predicted model, not a curated record. The transcript has 2 exons.
UUGAUCGUUAAUAUUGCUACAGUAUCAACAAGAGCACAUUUAAAAGGAGCUGAUGACGGCAAAAGUAGCAAGACAUGCUUCUAAAAAGGCAUCAACAUCGGUCAAUAUUAACAAUAAACUGUACUUUUUUAGUAAUUUUAUAGAAGCAGAUUACGAUCAACCAACAAAUUACAGCCUACUUUAUGCAGAGGAAAAUUCUGUUAUAGAGGAAGUCAGUCAUAUCGAGUGUCUCCCUGUAAAUAGUGAACAAGAAAGUACAAUUACAACAUAUACAAAAGAAACUUCACACAAAACAUCUUUAAAUUUUUCUACUUCCACAUCUACAACAGAUUUACCGAAGCUUGAUAAUAUAAAAUUAUAUAAUAUAGUUCAAAUAGAACCCAAGGACUGCGCAAUUGUUAAUGAAACAACCAAUUGUACUGAAGCAAAAUCGGAGAAAUUGAAAGAAAUUAAUCAAUUGAAAAGCUACAUGGAAUUCGGAAAUAAAGAUAAAGAGUGUGGAGGCGCCGAUGGAGAAAUAUAUUUACCAGAUGAUGCAGAAGAUUUUGAUGAUAAAUGUAACGAGGAAAGAUUAGAAAAAAUCAUAAAUGUUACUCCAUCGCAAUCACCAGUAGAAUUGUGUAAAGAUAGAGAUGGAAAGAUAGUAACAUUUGUUGAAGACCGUUUCUCAGAACAAACACCUUUGAUGUUUUCUAGAUGUAGUUCAUUAGGCUCUCUUAGUGGUUGUGAUCAGCAAUCACUUCACGAUGAUCGUAGCUCUGUAGUAAGUGAUUUUAGUCGAGGAGCUAGCGAAGUUGUUUCUCCAAGCGAACUUCCAGAUUCACCGGCACAGCUAGUUUUUUCUAGUGUACAGCAGAAGGAUAAAAAAUUGGGACGAAAAAAAAUACAACAACGUGAUAAAAUUCAAUCUUCUGAAAUGUGUUCAUUUCAGCAAGAAAUUUCAAAACGUAGCAUCUUCGAAGAUGAUUUAGCAAUUUUUAAAGAAGAAUCUACUCCAGUCAAAUUUCAAUCUGUAACUGCGAGUAGCUUAAGUUCUUUGACAAUAGACGACGAUGAAGAUGUAGAUGAACGUGAUCAAGACGAAGAAAAAAUUCUUGACGAGUACAUUAGAAAAGGAAUUGCAAAAGUAACUCGACAACACAUAGACAACGUAUCGUCAUUUAAUUUACCAACAAAUGAUACAUAUGAUUCAAAUAUAUCCGAGGGAGAAAGGCAAUGUCAAAGUGAUUGUAAAUCUAAUAAUUCAUUAGAAUUGUUUGAUGAAAAUUCUGAUUUAACUGCUGAAGAAGAAAAAUUGCUCGAUGAAUGCAUAAGAAGAGGAAUUGCAAAAGUUACAAGACAAAAUAUAAAUGAUGUUACUUCUCUAAGCUUACGUUCCAAUCUUCCUAGGAUAUCUACACUUUCUAAUUGUGAAAAAAAUGAGAAACUAGAAAAACAACAAUUAAAGCAUGAACAACCACAAAAGCGUACAGCUAUUUGUCAAACAGAAUAAAAUAUUAUAAAUAUAAU